Molecule: messenger RNA, 1368 nt
Organism: Symbiodinium necroappetens
Lineage: Eukaryota; Dinophyceae; Suessiales; Symbiodiniaceae
Source: the annotation of a GenBank genome assembly
AUGGCGGCAAGCUGGCUCAAACAGCGGAAAGAGCUAGCGAUCUUACUUGCCGGCUCCUAUCCGAGGAGUCCGAAUAAGACCUCCCAGCCGGAGCACUCUGAGCGACGCCUGCGCAAGGGACUUUCACGAAUCCUUGCCGUUCGCGACGAAGUUCGUCAGAAUUCGCAGCACCCGUUCGAUGAAUCUGAUGCCGAGUUCUUCUUAAUGAAUGAAUACCCAGGAGUCGCAGGAGGAGACGAUGCACCGAUGGAUGCAGAUAUGCCAAAACAGGAAGAUGAAGACUCUGGUCUGCCGCUUCUGUGGGGUGAGGCAGCAGGACAGUCACUGGAGCUCGAGAGUGAUCUGUUUUCGAACGACGCAGAUUUGACUGGCAGCCACGGCCAAAGCCCGGGGACCAAAAGUCAUGCUACCAGUAUGAGUCGGACGGUGAGCCCCAGCUUUGCGGCAGGCGUUCUUAGAUCGCGGCGUGUGUCGGUGGAUUUGACCCAACCAGUGCCAAACACAGAUGGUGAAGUCAUCGACUUUUUGGAGCGACGGCGCAUGAUUGCUCUGGGAACUUUCAUUGUGAAAAUGUGGACGAGAAGCGUCCUGACGGGGGACGUUGUGGUACCUGCCCGCGCAGAGCUCAAGCUGAUCACACAGGUUCUGCAGCUUCCGGAUCCUGAUGAGACGGCAGCGGUAAGUGACUGUCGGGUCUUGAUCAUGACGGAGGAGCUUGCGGCAGUGAUUGCCCACACGGUGACGGUGGAGAAAAAGAAACUCCCCGCGGCUGAUGGCGGAUAUCUCCCCACACCGAAAAACCGGUUCAAAGAAUGGGCUUCCUACCUCGCAGAGGUCUCCGUUGGCUGCCGGGAGAUGCAGAAGCAGGUCAGCAGCUGGGUAUCGCGCUACGAGCGGGCAAAUGACGGAUCUUUUCGAGAAACUCCGCGCGAACACUCCUUUGAGCACCGAGUGAGGGUGGUGGACUUCUGGUAUGAAUAUCACAAGGAUGCAUGGAACACGCUGCCUCUGCGUCAUGGCGGUGGCAGGAGCAGAACACCUGGUGGAUCUAGCGGCAAGGCCUCCUCUGGAGCGAUCCCGUACAGUACCACCUUGUCGAGGCAGCCAUCACUACGGCGCACGCUGACAAAGUCCGACCCGGCUCUCCAACUUUCAAAGAGCGGCAGUGGACUGCUAAAGCUGCCCCCCGUAAGCAAUCCGGCAAGGGAGCGAUACCUGAAGCAAUGUAGCGGCCGCACAAUGACUCCGUUGCCUAUUCCUUUCAUGAUUGGAGAAACUCCUGAUCUGGAUUUGGCUCGGCUUGAUUUGAGCGACGUGGAGCUGGAGGCCAUCGCCGAAACCUUGCCUACUGUCCACGCAGUCCGAAAG